AAAUACACGUUAAAGUAAAUGUGCUGAGAACAAAUGACACAUGUAAAGAGCAUGAUAGCGGUAUUCCUGGCUUUUGUACAGUACAAUGCCAGUGUCAUGUAUUGUCAAUAAUUUCACAGAUGGGAGAAUAUUCUGGGCAAGAGCUGGAUUUCACCUUAGCUUUUGUGUACAAAAUCUGAUUGCAUCUGAUGGUUAUAAUCAAAUUACGUUUUAUUAAUACUAUAAAAUAAAAAUAAAUGUUACGUGAAUGUGCUGGUAGCAGGAUGAAUCUCUAUUAAUCAGCACAAUUACAUAAAUUAUUUUUGUGCACCGCAACUAAUCUCCUAUGAAUAAUCUGUAUUUGUGAGCAGGCAUUGUUUUUCUAGAACACAUGCUUCAGAUCAGAUCAAGCACCUCCCACUGUCGAAACAUGAAAAACAUGCCUUGGUCAAAGGUUGAGCUAACUUCCCCUGCAUUGCGCCCGAAAACAGCAUACUUCAAGUAUAAGCUUUGAAAGCUUUUGUUGCAGAAGAAUAUGUAUAUGACAUGGAAGGAAUAAAUGGAAGCCUUUGAAACAACAAUAUUUGCCUUGGAUUUCCUAUGUGGACAUUAAUACUUGUACUCACCAGUUCCUGCAAAAAAAAAGAAAAACUUUAGAGCUCUCUUCCGAGCCAUUUGAAUAUGCUUGAACCAAACCUGCAGUGAAGAAAACAAGACAGUUUUUCAGUUUUUAUCAGUCCAGAGACAUCAUGCAACUCUCUCGGGUAGAAACCUGCUUCCACACACAACCAGCUCUUCUUCUUCUGGUUGGGCUUCUGUGGGGCUUCCCGACACAGAGUCAUGCUGGCAAGAUCCUAGUUUACCCAGUGGAUGGAAGCCACUGGCUCAACAUGAACAUUCUCUUGAAGGAUCUCCAUCAGAGGGGCCACAGAAUAACAGUGGUCCGCUCAUCCACAAGCUGGUAUGUCCAUGAGCAAGCUCCUCACUACACCUCUGUUACUGUGACAGUCUCGGAGGCUAGUAACCUGGAGGACCCAGAUUACAUGGCCUCGUUCCUGAGGAGAAACCUGGAGAUUUGGACAAGAGAACGCUCAGUGUUUUCCUUCAUUGCUCUCCAAAAAGAGGCAAUUCAAUUAUUAAAGGAUGCCCAUCGUGCCAGUGCUGAAAUGGCCCAUUUGGUUAUACAGAACAAAGCUUUGGUAUCUAAACUAAAGGAAACAAACUUUGAUUUGAUGUUGACUGAUCCUGGAUUUGCAGGAGGAGUUAUAGUAGGAAAGUACUUAGAGCUACCAAUAGUGUUCAAUGUUCGCUGGAUCACCAAUGCAGAUGGACACUUUGCGAUUGCACCCUCACCACUGUCUUAUGUUCCAACUAUUGGAUCCCUGGUUUCAGAUAAGAUGAGCUUUGUCAAUAGACUGAAAAAUAUGUUGCAUUAUGGCAUUGGAUUGUACAUUGAUUACAUUGUAACAAGACCCCUCUACCAGGGAGUGUGUGAUAACUUCAUAGGCCUAAACUCCAAUAUUUACUCUCUUAUUCAGGGGGCUGAUCUCUGGCUAAUGCGUGUGGACUUUGUGUUUGAGUUUCCACGCCCAACAAUGCCCAAUGUGGUUUACAUAGGUGGGUUCCAGUGUAAGCCCUCUAAACCUUUGCCAGCAGAUAUAGAGGCAUUCGUGCAGAGUUCUGGGGAAUAUGGAGUAGUGGUAAUGUCUUUGGGGACUUUGCUAGGGAGCCUCCUUCCUGAAAUCUCAGAGAUAAUCGCAGCGGCUUUUGCUCGCCUGCCUCAGAAGGUAAUCUGGAGACACCUGGGAGAGAGGCCAUCUAAGCUAGGUAACAACACCAUGUUAGUAGACUGGCUACCUCAGAAUGAUCUGCUAGGCCAUCCUAAAACGAAAGCCUUUGUCACGCACGGUGGCACCAAUGGGAUUUAUGAGGCGAUCUACCACGGGGUUCCAAUGUUAGGGCUUCCCCUAAUUUUUGACCAGUUUGAUAACAUGGUGCGUCUGAAGUCCAGGGGGGUUGCCAAGGUUCUAGACGUGACAGCAUUAGAGGAGGAAACUCUGACACAGUCUCUAAGAGACAUCCUCAAUGAGAAGAUGCCCUACAGGAAAAAUAUGCUUAGAAUGUCAAAGCUACAUCAUGAUCAGCCUAUGAAACCAAUGGACAGUGCCCUCUUUUGGCUAGAAUAUGUUAUGAGGCACAAGGGGGCAUCACAUCUACGCACUGAGUCCUAUAAGAUGCCCUGGUACGCCUUCCACAACGUGGACGUGUUUGCACUCCUCCUCAGUAUUAUGGCCUGUCUACUGCUGUUGUUUGGCCUGACUUGUAAGAUAGUGAUUAAAGGUAUAAUCAGCAAGAAAAAAGUUAAAUUGCAGUAACUCCAGUAACUAUGUUCAAUAACAUUUCUGUGAACUAUCUAUCAUAUCUGUGAGUGUUUGAUUGAAAUCAACAUAAAAAAUGAUCUUACAUGUUUGAACACUGUACCUAUGGAGGACCAAAUCUGAAAGAAAUAAAGAAAUGCAUGAAAAUUAGUUAAUGCAUUUAGGAUGAACAUUAAAAAAUAAAUAUGUAUACAUAUAUUUGAUAUAUUUAUUUAUAAUUAUGGCAUGUUUGGUCAAUAUAUACCUUUAUGUGAAAUCAAGACAGUAUUGUUUCAAUACUGAUUAUAGAACAUUUUUAUUGAUUUUGAACAAAUUAAUUUUGAUUUGUACAAACAUUAGAUGUGCCAAUCAACUAUAACCAUGUACAUCUUCACGUAAUACCACAACCUCUUUCUUGGUCAACACAAAUAAAAUGAUUUAAAAGAACAUAAGGCGAGAGUAUGGGCAAACAAUGUGCUGCUGCAUUUCUUGCUUUCAUGUAAUUUCCUAAUUGGUGGGUCUAACUGCUUGCUACAGGAGAACAGUUGAAAUUAGUAUUGCUCCUUCCCAUCUGCUGUAUUUAAUUGACAAAAGGUAUCCAUCAACAGUUACAAUAGUUUACUAGAUAAUGGCAUUUAAAAGUUAGACUUUUUGACAGCCUAUUGAGUUAUCUACAGGUUACAGAAGUUGCAUUUCUUUUUUAUGUAUCUGGGGGUUAUCAUGACUUACAUGCAAUCUACUGACAGACGCUUAAAACAUAACCUAUAUAAUAGAUAC
Molecule: messenger RNA, 3113 nt
Organism: Hypomesus transpacificus
Lineage: Eukaryota; Metazoa; Chordata; Actinopteri; Osmeriformes; Osmeridae
Gene: ugt5e1
Product: UDP glucuronosyltransferase 5 family, polypeptide E1
Exons: 2
Coding region: 729-2354 (541 amino acids)
Molecular function (GO): UDP-glycosyltransferase activity
Source: RefSeq, a predicted model, not a curated record